CCAGUGUUGAAUCAAAUUAAUGUGAUAAGAAAUUGUCUCGAUUUAUUUAUGUUUAAUGUGGUAAAAGCAUAUGAACGUGUGACACAAACUGUGAAAGUAAAAAAUGAAGCAAACAUUGUGAAAAGCAACCCCCUGUCUAGUCUUCACUGUGUUUGCUAAAGUAAUACUUAAUUAUUUAAUGUUAUAAAUAACAAAGUGAUAAAUACUUCCCAAGAAACUAGUUUAGGUAUUCGUGUGUCCAGUUUCAAGCUUUUCGGAUAUUAAGGAAAGUUAAAGAGAUAAAGAAAAACAUCAAUCGAAUGUGAUUAUCUAAUAAAUUUCCAUCACAAAUCUCCCGAACGUCUCUUAAAGAAGUCAGUAGACUAAAUUGGAUAAUUUAUGAAAUGCUUUUUGCGCUUGAUAAAAUAAUUUCAAUUCCGACAAGCGAAACCAAGUGAAAAUGAGAUCUUUCUAACAAAAGCAAAGAGACUGAGGCGGUAAAUUGUGAUAUCAAGUGAUGAUAUUUUACAGUCCAAUGGAAAUUCGACUUUGAAAGAAGUUCAACAUUUAUUCCUUCUUCCUUUUACGCUUGAUGGAUGCUACGAGAGACAGAAACAGACUGGAAUACUUUCUAACGAAUAAGAUGAUUAUGUGGAUCUUCAUAUCAUUUGGCUUGGUUUUAAGCUCUCUGUUUGAUACUUCGGCCUUCUCAAUAAACACAGAAAACCAACAGCUUUUAAAUCCUCGACAUUAUGGUGCAAGCUGCUUUGUUGGCAAUUCAAGUUACCAUCAUGGUGAAACAUUUAAGCUCGAUUGUCGGACUCAAUGCGUUUGUCAGAAUGGUCACCAUGCCUGUUCGUCGUUAUGUCCACACGAGAAUCUGCCACCUCCAGUCGACACAGCGAUUUGCAUAGCACCCAAAUUGGUUCAAUUGCCGGACCACUGUUGUCGUGUUUGGCUGUGUGAAACGCCCACGACUGACGUAAAUGCGACAUGUUUCAACGCUUCCACCACACCGUGGUCGUCAUGUUCAGAAAAUUGUGGCAUUGGGUUAUCAACACGUAAUGUAUCAACAACUCCUGGAUGUACGGAGCUUAGUAAUAUUCGUCUAUGUCAGAAUCAUCGGUGCGGCAGUUUCGUUGACAAUAACUUGAUCACCGAUACGAAUGAAGACUUGUUUUACGAUAAAAAGAAUUUUCUAGUCAAGGAGCAUAGAAUUAGAAAGGGCCAUGAAUGCCGUAGUUCCCAAAGAAAAGGUCCGUCAAGACUUCGUCUUGGACCUUGCGUAUCACGCAAACUAUUUCGACCAAAAGUAUGCGGACAAUGUCGAAGCAAAAGCAUGUGUUGUGUGCCUUUAGUAUCUUCAACUAUACAAGUAGAAUUACUUUGUCCCUUAAAUUCGGGCAGCCUAUUUGAUUUCAUAGAGUAUGGAUAUGAUUUGUGGGAUAGCAAUUCAAUCGAUCCAUUGGAUCAAGAGCUUCUCAACUCACGACAAAUUCAUAUCGAGAACAAAUUCAUCGAUGUUGAGUGGGUGGUUAAAUGUCAGUGUGCUUACAGGGGAAAGAACUGCACGUCACUACCACGUAACGAUAACUCCAUCGAGCUUCUUAGACGAGUACAUCGGACAUAAUCGCGACAAAUGCAAACAGUAGCGAACCUGCAUGAAAUACUUGCUAUUGCUUAAACAUUGUGACCUUACCACAUAGGUUAGACUUGACAUAUUUGAUUAUGAACAGGCGUUUGAAACGAGUUCUUUUAGUGUAAAUCCACUAACUUUAAGAUAACCAAACUGCACAUCGUAACACACAGUAUGUCAGAAGAAAUAAAAUGAAUUUGAAAUAUAUAAAAAAAUCACCCGGGGGAAAAGCAAAUGAACUUGAAUAAUAAGUAUAAAUGGAAGCAGCAAAAGCCAUUUGCAAAUGGUAUCAAUAAAGAACGUCUUUUUACACAAAAGCGAACAAGAAAAUCGUGAAUUUGUAUAAGAAAUGCGACCAAGAAAAAAAAAAUGUGUAGUGAACAUUAUUUUUAUUCAAUUUUAUCUGAAUGGCGUUUGCAUAUUGAUUUUGAAAUUGUUGUAAUGUAAAAUAAAACGAAAAUCCUUUUAUUCUGAUGUCUGCGGUCUCACAAAAGGUUCACUGACUCGAUCAUAAAACUUGAGUAUGAGAAGAACAUCUUUUCCUAAAUUUGAUUUAAUGCUACUAACAUGGAAGCAUAUUGACUUUAACUCUUUUCAUGAGAACCUUCAGUUUAUGACGACAGAAAGAGGCCGAUUUUAUCACAAGUUAGUUCCCUAACAACUAACCAGCACCCACAUCAUAUCACCAAUUUAAAUGUUAUAAUAAUUUAUUUAUUCAACAAAUAACAUUGAUGACGAUGUUCUUUAUCUUUCAGGUGAUGAAAAUUGAAAUCAUUAAAAAGAAUUUUCAUUUGAAAUGUAUGUGAAAGAAAAAUAAUUUCUCAUAAAAUUCACAUAGAAAAUUGCAUUAGUUUGUAGCGAUUUUAAUUUUAUUGUGAAAAGAAUUCCAAUAAAUGAUAAUUUGCAUGAACAAUAAA
Clunio marinus is the source of this 2532-nucleotide messenger RNA. The record is from the annotation of a GenBank genome assembly. Lineage: Eukaryota; Metazoa; Arthropoda; Insecta; Diptera; Chironomidae.